CAUUCAUUUGCGUUUCGAGGUAAGCCAUCGUCAUAAGUUUAGCAGCUUUCAAUCGGAUCAGACCUUUGAACAAACAAGAAAAUAUGUUUCGAAAAAGAAGAUCAAUUUGGUUUGAUCGAUGGUUAUUGUUUCAAAUAUCAUUAUUAUUCAUAGCUAACUUACCGAAAAAAUUAACUGCCAAUGGUGAAUCAAUUGAAUUCACUGAUUCAAACGCAAUGGUUAAUGAUGAUAAUCAAAAUAUUGAUAAAAAUGGACAAAUGAGAAUGGCUGAAUGUCAUUUACGUCCUGUAAUACAUAUUUUACAACGAUCUGGUUGUGUACCAAAACCAAUACCUUCGUUUGCUUGUUAUGGUACAUGUAAUUCUUAUGUACAGGUUUCCAAUUCAAAAUUCUGGCAAUUAGAACGUUCUUGUAAUUGUUGUCAAGAGAUUGGUGAAAGAGAAGCAUCAGUAAUGUUACAUUGUCCUGGUCAAACUCCACAAUAUCGACGUGUAACAACUAGAGCUCCUGUAGAAUGUUUAUGUCGACCAUGUUCAGCCGUUGAUGAACAACAAGUUCAACCAUUAGAAAUGUUAAUUCAUAAUCAUCGUACCCAUACAGUGGAUGAAGAUGAUAAUGUCAAUAAUGGUCAACGAAUUAAUCGUCGAUUCAUCAAUCAUCAUGGUUAAGCUAUCAUCUUCAUCAUCAUCAACACCAUAGUC
Messenger RNA from Dermatophagoides pteronyssinus (European house dust mite), 701 nucleotides. RefSeq lists its product as uncharacterized. Gene Ontology annotation, molecular function: G protein-coupled receptor binding; neuropeptide hormone activity. Gene Ontology annotation, biological process: G protein-coupled receptor signaling pathway. Lineage: Eukaryota; Metazoa; Arthropoda; Arachnida; Sarcoptiformes; Pyroglyphidae. Gene Ontology annotation, cellular component: bursicon neuropeptide hormone complex; extracellular region. The record is from RefSeq and is a predicted model, not a curated record.